AUGAUACGAUAUCUACACCAUUCGUGCACGUCUGACGCCAGCUCACUCACUGCUCCAAACCCUCGUUCUGUUGUUCUACACACUGCACUCUUCUUGGCAGAAAACAAGGGCUUGGAAAUUUGCUUCGGUGAAGCAGCAGCAGUCCGGAGGCCGGAGACUCCCCAAACCUUUCGUGUGAGCAUACCCCUCGGUGGCGGAAUUCGGCGCGAGAGAGAAUCCAUGUCUCGUUUCGUGGUGACGGGAGCCAAUAAAGGCAUUGGCCUGGAGAUCGUGAAGGGUCUCCUCGAAACCAACAAGAACGCCUUCGUGUUCCUCGGCAGCCGGGACGCCGCACGUGGCCAAAACGCCGUGCAAUCACUCCUCGAGCAGAAUUCCGAGUCGUACUCCGGGCGAGUCGAGGCCCUCGAGAUCGACGUGUCCGACGCAAGCUCUGUCUUGCAGGCGUCGGAAACCGUUCGCACACGCCUCCAAAGUGGUGGCUGCGGCGGCAGCGACGGGGCUGGGGUGUCGUCACCGGCGUACUUGGACGCCCUCAUCAAUAACGCCGGGAUGAUUCCCGAGGACGCAUCUUCCCCGACCGGGUUCGCGUCCUGCAUCGACGUGAACUUCCGCGGCGUGGUUCGUACGACGGAGGCGUUCCUCCCGCUCCUUGAGCCAUCGAAGGGACGGGUCGCCAUCACCUCUAGCUCGUCGGGACCGUCGUUCGUGGCCAAAUGCAGCCCUGAGCGCCAGGCCCUCAUGACCGACCCCGAUGUCACGCACGCACAGAUCACCAGGCUUGUUGACGAGUGCUUGGCCAUCGCGUCUGCCGAUGGCGGCCUGGAGGAAAAGUUCGCCGCUGUUGGCCUGUCCGGAAUGGAUGGGAAAAUGGGUGUGUACGGGCUCUCGAAGGCGUUGGUCAACAUGUACACCGUGCAACUGGCGCGGGAGCACCCGGCGCUCAUCGUCAACGCGUGCACCCCGGGCUUUAUCAAGACCGAUAUGACCGCUCCUUUCGAGAAAACCAUGGGCAAAUCCCUCGACGAGAUGGGCGCCAAGACUCCGGCAGAGGGCGCGAAAGUUCUCGUACAUUUGGCGACGGGCGAGGUUCCCAGUAGCGGGUGGUACUUCGGCAGCGACCUCCAGCGGUCACCGCUCGACCGUUACAGAAGCCCCGGUGACCCGGCCUACGACGGAAAGUAGAUAUCCCGCUGGGUUCGCUAAAUCUGUCUGGCGUAAGCUAGUACUGGUCGAGGCGAAGUCGUGUUUUGGCGAGCAUUGGCGUCGUUUGGUGGUUGCAUGGCUUUGUUUCUGUUGGUUGUGGUUUUCGUAGAGGCUUUUGCAAGCCAGGACAGCGGCUGGUGUGCUUGCGGGCCGAUCAAUGCCACUAGGGUUGAGGCAUGUGCUGCAAUGGUGGCCGAUUACAUCGACUUAGAGUUGUUGGUUCUUGUGCCUUCGAACACUCACCUAAUGUCUUUGGGUCAUACUUGACCUAACGCUGCGAAGAAUCUUGAGCAGCAGUAUUGCCGGAGACAACAGCAGUACAUGUGACGUGUUGGGCGUUGUCCGAAGUUUUACGGCCGCAUUUAGUUUCUUUAUUUUUCUGUACAUACGUUGUGCUACGUCGAUCCAUGACAAUGGUUGCUGAGUAGAAAGCAAACAUGAAUUGUUUUUUCGGUUGGUAUAUGUCAAUGCAUUCGGAAGUCGUUCGUCGUGGGGUAUCCUGUAGCUAUGGUGGGGAAAGGCGUAUUUGGAUCGCGGUGGAAUAGCUACGUAACGUGUACUCAAUGGGUAUUCGAUUAUUUCCCUCCCUGUAGAUUAAUCUUGUACUGCGCGAUCUCUUGAUUGUUCAACCACGCAGCUCUGUAUUUAGUUUUUCACGGUAGGGGGCGUCGUGAAUCGUGUAUGCCUC
Molecule: messenger RNA, 1891 nt
Organism: Ectocarpus siliculosus
Lineage: Eukaryota; Phaeophyceae; Ectocarpales; Ectocarpaceae
Source: the annotation of a GenBank genome assembly